Chlorella variabilis is the source of this 246-nucleotide messenger RNA. RefSeq lists its product as hypothetical. The record is from RefSeq and is a predicted model, not a curated record. Bases 1 to 246 code for a protein of 81 amino acids. Gene Ontology annotation, molecular function: fatty-acyl-CoA binding. The transcript has 2 exons. Gene Ontology annotation, biological process: fatty acid metabolic process. Lineage: Eukaryota; Viridiplantae; Chlorophyta; Trebouxiophyceae; Chlorellales; Chlorellaceae.
AUGGCCACUCCACUGGAGAAGCGGUUCAAGAAGGCGGUUUGGCUCAUCAGGAACGGCCCGCCAAAGGCGGGCACCAGCAAUGACGAGAAGCUCAAGUUUUACGGGCUGUUCAAGCAGGCGACUGAGGGCGACUGCACUGCCCCGCAGCCCUGGGCCGUGCAGAAGUACAUUGACCUGGUGGCAGAGGGGGACCUCAGCUGGGAGAGCCACGAGGCCCUCAAGGACUACAGGGAGGAAGAAGCGUAG